GCCAUUGCGGCGGCGGCGCGCGCUGGCGGGGGCGGCGGCGGGGCCGGCGGGGUGCGGGGCAGGCACGGCGGCGCGGGCGGGGCCGGCGGGGGGAAUGAGCGAGGGCGAGGAGGAGGAGGAGCCCCGCGCCACCGCCAGCGGCGCCUGCCCCAGCCUAGAGCAGAUGCUGGCCUCCAACCCGGGGAAGACGCCCAUCAGCCUCCUGCAGGAGUAUGGGACGCGCAUAGGCAAGACGCCCGUGUACGACCUGCUGAAGGCGGAGGGGCAGGCGCACCAGCCCAACUUCACCUUCCGCGUCACCGUGGGCGACAUUGGCUGCACCGGUCAGGGCCCCAGCAAGAAGGCAGCCAAGCACAAGGCGGCGGAGGUGGCCCUCAAGCUCCUGAAAGGGGGGAACAUGCUGGAGCCGGCGGUGCCGGAGGAGCCCAGCUCUGCUUUCUCCCUAGAGCCCCUCCCCCCGCUGGACCCUGCCGUGGCCCCCCCCGCGCCCGCCCUGCCCGCUGCCUCGCCCAGGGGCUCAUCCCCCACCCCUGCAGCAGCCCCUUGCCGGGAUCGGGGUGAAGGGCCUGCCCGGGCAGGUUGGGCCCCUUCAGCGCCUGCCCUUGUCUCGCUCAGAAGCUCCCCGCUGGAGAUGAAGGCACCCGUGUCACCCCAGCAGUCCGAGUGUAACCCUGUGGGUGCCUUGCAGGAGCUGGUGGUGCAGAAGGGCUGGCGCCUGCCCGAGUACACGGUGACGCAGGAGUCGGGGCCGGCGCACCGCAAGGAGUUCACCAUGACCUGCCGCGUCGAGCGCUUCAUGGAGAUCGGGAGCGGCACCUCCAAGAAGCUGGCCAAGAGGAACGCAGCCGCCAAGAUGCUGGUGCGGAUCCACAAUGUGCCCAUGGAGCAGCGCGAGGGCAGUGAGGCCGAAGCCGAGGACGACCAGUUCUCCAUCGCGCCAGUGCCCAAGCUGGACGGGCUACGUGGCCGCCUACCCGGCUGCACCUGGGACUCCCUGCGCAACUCAGUGGGCGAGAAGAUCCUGCACCUGCGCAGCCAGCCGCUGGGCGCUCUCAGCCCCGGGUACUGCGGGCUGCUGCAGGAGCUGUCCGAGGAGCAGAGCUUUGCCAUCAGCUACCUGGACAUUGCCGAGCAGAGCCUGAGCGGCCUGUACCAGUGCCUGGUAGAGCUGUCCACGCAGCCAACCACCGUGUGCCACGGCACGGCCCCUUCCCGCGACGCUGCCCGUGCUGACGCUGCCCGCAACGCCCUACAGUACCUCAAGAUCAUGGCCGGGGGCAAGUAAGGGGGGCCAGGCCCAGUGCCACCCAACCCCACCCUCCACCUGCCCAUGGACACCAGCAAAGCAGCUGCCACCCAGGACAGCAGAGGGGCCUGGGGCAGGACCGGGAGACCCCAGCUCAUGGCCAGGACUCGCUGGGAGCUGCCCCCCAUUUCCAGCCACAGGGGCACAGUGGUGCCAGUGCCCCUUGGACACCCUCCUUGGACUGGCCCGUGGUUCCUGCCUGCUCGGGGCCUGGGGCUGCCUGCCUGGGAGCUGCCUUGGGAGCGGAUUUGGACCUUGGAGUCGCCGAUCGUCUGGGAGUGAGAACCAAACCAUCCCCCAGACCGGGGGCACCAGACCGGGCUUUCCCCCCUCGGCAGCAUCAGACUGGCCGGUGGGCACUCAAGGACCCUCCUGCUGGGGGGCUGGGCUAGGGCAGUCUCUGGAGCAGUCAUGUCAGUAGCCAGGAAAUAAAAAGCGGCCUGGUGGGAA
Messenger RNA from Alligator mississippiensis (American alligator), 1756 nucleotides. It is a transcript of the gene TARBP2, whose product is annotated as TARBP2 subunit of RISC loading complex. Gene Ontology annotation, molecular function: siRNA binding; pre-miRNA binding; double-stranded RNA binding. The transcript has 9 exons. Gene Ontology annotation, cellular component: RISC-loading complex. The coding region runs from base 95 to 1285 and encodes 396 amino acids. Lineage: Eukaryota; Metazoa; Chordata; Crocodylia; Alligatoridae. Gene Ontology annotation, biological process: regulation of siRNA processing; regulation of viral transcription; regulation of miRNA processing. The record is from RefSeq and is a predicted model, not a curated record.